Messenger RNA from Mesorhabditis spiculigera, 1041 nucleotides. NCBI's taxonomy places the organism in Eukaryota, Metazoa, Nematoda, Chromadorea, Rhabditida, Rhabditidae. The record is from the annotation of a GenBank genome assembly.
AUGCCGCCGGCGGUACUUGGAGCGAAUGGGUUGCCCAGAAUAGCUGCCCCGAUUUUUGCGGUGCUUGUGGCAAUAUCACGAAAACGAGGACUUGCGCAAGUUUGCCAUCAUGUCCUUGCAGUGGCGAUUCCACCAAGACUGUCCUGCUGCCCGGGGCGCUCGCUGGGGACCUGGAAUGACAUCAACUCUUGUGGACCGGCAAUCUCGCCUGAGGAUCCGAUGGCGGUGAACAAUUGCAGUACGACGUGUUGUCCAGCUGAGGGUAUCUGGAGCGAGUGGGUCUCGACUGGCAGUCUGCAGAAAGGGGGCGACGGCAAGAACCUGACGUGUGGGAUGUGCGCGACGCAGAUGCAGAAGAGGAAAUGUUUGUCGGAGAGUUACGGAUGUUCUUGCGUUGGCUUGACAACGCAGAGUCUGGCGUCAUCGUCGGACCUCUGUGUCUUCCCGUAUGCAACGUGUUGCGCGCCCUACGUGAAGAAGUUGGACGUCGCGGCAAAGAAGUAUAGCUGUCAAUCCACAACAACAGUUCCGGCUAUAAAGACGACGACGUGUUGUCCUCCAGAUGGCAACGGGCUCUGGAACGACUGGGGCUCGUGGGCGAGCUGCUCGGCGACGUGCGGGCUUUGUGGAACUCAAUCGCGAACGAGAACCUGUGCAUCUGCAGCCUAUGGGUGUCCGUGCAGUGGCACCUCCACCCAGUCCCAAAAGUGCGGAAAUCCAGCGUGUACCGGUACUGCUUGUUGUGGGGCGACGUACCAGGCUGUCAGUUAUGACGGAACGCUCUUUUGCCAGGAGACACAGCCAGCACCUGCCGUCGGUACUUGGCAAGCCUGGUUCACCACGGCAACUUGCAAUGACACUUGUGGAAUGUGUGGCAGAGAGAUGCAGGCGAGAUAUUGUUGGCCGCCUGGCACGACUUGCACUGGCCCCUUCACGCAAGAAGUCCCUUGCAACGAUACGCUUUGCGUGUUCCCGAGAAGCACCUGUUGCUCACCGUUUGUAAAGAAGUUGAGCACGGCCAAGAAAAUGUACACUUGCCAA